AUCAAAACAGCAUUUUCGCGCGUUUUCGCUAUUGUUGUUGAUUAGUUUGCAAAGUAAACAGUAUUUUUGGACUUUAUUCUGUAUUUUUAUGUGUUUUCUAUCCAAAAUAACACUUAAUUGGAGUGCUUAAACAGUUAAACUUGUAAUAUGGCGAGAACUAAGGCUUCUGUCGGAUCUAAAGUGUCCGCUGGUAAGAGCAGUAAGGCUAGAUGCUGCGUGGCACCUACUCCAAGCAGCUCUGGAGUCAGUUCCAGUUCAGAUAAAGGCUCCAAAGGCUACUCCGGUGGCAACCCGGUAUGUCCACGAGAGACUCCUAAGUGGCAGAAACCGAUCACCAGAUUCUUCAUCAGCAAGGAAGAUCCUCGAGACGAGGAGGUGGAAGUUGAUGAUGAGACUGCCACAUCAUCAAAAGCGAAGCCGAAACCCAACGUGAUCCAAUCAGAUUCCGAAGAAGAGGUUUUAAUAGAAAAACCAAAAAAUAACGUUUUAGACGAAAGCCUGGAUCUUGAGCCAUUAAACGGUGAAGAUAGUCACAAAAUUGAGGAGUAUUACCCUAAGGGAUCUAAGGGGAAAGGGGUGGGUAAGAAAAGUAAGGGUAAGGAGAAUAGAGGGGAUGUAAAGAGGGUAAGGGAAGAUGAGGAUGUUGAGAGUGAUAGUAAGAGGGUGAAAGUUAAUUAGGACUCUUUUGUUGUAUGUAUA
This is a messenger RNA of Spodoptera frugiperda (fall armyworm), 699 nucleotides long. RefSeq names its product PCNA-associated factor-like. Gene Ontology annotation, biological process: translesion synthesis; regulation of cell cycle. NCBI's taxonomy places the organism in Eukaryota, Metazoa, Arthropoda, Insecta, Lepidoptera, Noctuidae. Gene Ontology annotation, molecular function: chromatin binding. The transcript has 4 exons. The record is from RefSeq and is a predicted model, not a curated record. Gene Ontology annotation, cellular component: nucleus. Bases 148 to 678 code for a protein of 176 amino acids.